UGACUCCUCCUUACUACAGGUAUCCUUUUAUAUAUGCCUACACUGUGCAACUACUCUAAGAAAGGAAAGUUUACCAAAGUUUUGAAGAACUACAGAGGUAAACUACUCUCAACUGAGCCUCAAGUCUAAUUUGGCAAAUAGACUGAACAGGUUAAUUAUUGACAAACAUGGACUCAUCUUUAAGAAGUCUAAUCACAGAUCCCGUUCAGUAUUCAGAAGCCUUCUUUAUGUACCUUAACCGCUCAACAGAACAUGAAUGCAUGCAGAGAUUUAUUGAUACAAAGCUAUCUGAUAUCAUAUCAAGAAUAGGCAGUGGGAAGUCUCCUAUCAAUGUCUUGAGUUUAGGAAGUGGAACAGGUGAAAUGGAUAUGCAUAUCCUCUCUAAACUGAGGAACAUGUAUCCUGGUGCCCUCAUCAAUAACGAAAGUGUUGAACCUAGUGAAGAACAUAUUCUCCUUUACAAAGACAAUGUUUCAAAGACACAAAACAUUGACAAUGUUACCUUUUCCUGGCAUAAGAAAGAUACUAGUGAAUAUGAGACAGAAAUAAAACAGAGGAAAGAAAUAAAACAAUUUGAUUUUAUUCAUAUGAUCCAGAUGAUAUAUUAUGUGAAGGAUGUUCCUGCAACCAUAAAAUUCUUCAGAAGUUGUCUUGCCCCAAAUGGAAAACUCCUGAUUGUUGUUUUAUCAGAAAAAAGUGGAUGGAUCCGUUUUUAUGAUGCUUGUAGCUCUCAUUUGUCAAAGAGUGAGCUUCCCAUAAAUAUAUGUUCUGGUGAUAUCACACAAAUUCUUGACUCACAAGGAAUUCAAUAUGAAAGCUACAACAUUCAGUCAUAUCUGGAUGUAACUGAAUGCUUUAUUGAAGGAAACAGAAAUGGACAACUUUUAUUGGAUAUGCUGACAGAAACAUGCAAUUUUAACGGAACGGCCACAGAUAACCAAAAAAUGUUUGUAAUGGAACAACUACGAAGUCCUGAUUAUUCUUUUGAAGAAAAUGGAAAAAUCUUACUAAGCACAGACCUCACGGCAUUGAUAAUUAAUGCUGAAAAUCAUAUUUACUAAAAGUGAAUUUAAAUAUCAAAAAUAUCCUGGGUAUUAAGAACAGUGUUACAACUAAAAUUUCACUAAAAUAAAGAUUUGCUAUACAGAACAACAA
Molecule: messenger RNA, 1155 nt
Organism: Bombina bombina (fire-bellied toad)
Lineage: Eukaryota; Metazoa; Chordata; Amphibia; Anura; Bombinatoridae
Product: histamine N-methyltransferase-like
Exons: 7
Coding region: 168-1061 (297 amino acids)
Molecular function (GO): N-methyltransferase activity
Source: RefSeq, a predicted model, not a curated record